CGCACGUCGCCGAGGUCCAAAAACGCUGUAAAAAUGGAUAAUAACACCAGCGACAGUGAUGCAUCGUCAUUGCCGGCCGAAGUUGCGUCAGAAGUAGAAGCGCUAUCAACGUAUUUGCAGGACUUGGACCUGGGCCGGCGCAAGCAAAAACUGGAGGAGCUCGUGAAGCAUCCGCUGCACGAGCUCGAGCAUUCCCUGCCAGGGAAUGCAUACACGUCAUCGGUUAUGCAGCGAGUCGCCUACGUCAUGCGCGGCCACGUGCCGGGCGCGUUCGCGGCGGCCAUCACCACGGGCUGCUACGCGGAGGCGCUCGUGGGCUGCUACCUCGGCGGCUGCACGUUUGCGCUGGAGCCGCCGGCGCACAACUUCGACGCGAGCGCCUUAGACUUCGACUCGCGCUACGAAAGAAGCGUCUCGAUCAUGGUCGGCCGGGCCAACACGGCCUACGUGUGCCGCCAGGGCUGGCCCCACGGCCUCGUCAUCGACCUCAAUCGCGCGCGCGAGCGCGGCUUCACGAUCCGGCCGUGGCAGGAAGGGGACUAUGGCCCCGCCGCGCUGCUCCGGAGGUAUUCGCAGCUGCGGGACCUCGUGAAGGCGGCGCCGCCGGACCCGCUGCCACCUGGGAACGAGUUGCUCUGCCGCGUCCUGCCACAGGAGCAGCUGCGACACUUCGACGGGCUGCAUUGGCAGAUGUUGCUGCCGGAGCAGCCGCGGCUGCUGCUGCAAGCGUCGCCGGCGUCGCCGGGCUCGUCGCCGGACCCGCGGACGCAGCCGCCGGUGCCGCCGCCGGAGCCGCCGCCGCCGCCGCCGCCGCCUCCACCCGACGAAGGGAGACGGUGGUCGAUAGGGCUGAUCAAGCCCUACCCUUGGUAGGUGCCGGCGUUUCGUCGACUCGAGGAGCCUACAAUUCGAUCUAUUCUCGUGAGAGUUGACGUUUCUCCACGUUCAUCGGUGUCUCAACGCAGGUUGCCCUGUUACAAGGAGUGGGUGGUGUUCUUGCUCUAUUUGGGGCUCGUGGUGCCGUUCGACGACGGCAUGCCCCUGCUCUGUCUGAGCUGGCUGCCCUACGCGCUCGCGGCCGCCGGCUACUGCGGCGACGACCUCUACCAGCGCUUCCGGCACGGCGAGUUCCGGGACACGCGCGCGAUCGCCGCCGAGCGCCCGGAGGGCCUGCCCGCGAAUGCGAGCGCUCAAGACGCGUGCGCGGCGCUCGCGCGGGCGUGCGCACGGUGCGCUUCGUCGCCGGGCGCGCGGCGCCCGCCGACGCCGCCGAGCGUCGGCGGCGCGCCGGCGGCCGGCAGCCUGCUCGAACCCGUGCUGACCCCGGCGCUCCUCGCGAAGUGCACCGCGCUGGCCCAGCGCUUCCCGCAGCCGGGCCCGGCGCAGGGCACGGCGCUGGCGCCGCCGAACUUUUAUGAUAGGACGGAUCAGCCGCCGAACACGUUCGAGGGCGAUGCGCGGCCCGAGGUAGAACACGUCCUGUUGCUCUGCUACGUCGUCGUGGCGCGGCGCGACGUCCAUCAGAGGAUGCAAGACGUCCUGGGCAUCGACUGCGACGACUCGAACUUUUUCCUGGUGAUCCGGGGCUCGAUGGGGCCGUCCAGCGGCGGCCUCCAGCUCGAGGCCCAGCUCGGCCUCCCGCACCGCUUCUUCCACGACCUCUUCCAUAAAAAUGUCCGGCGCGGCGGGACCGGUUUCUGGGGCGUCGGCGUCUUCGACGCGGAGCAGGUCCGCGGAGCCGUCGAGAUCGCUGAGGACGAGACGUAUGUGAUGCCGUCCUCGUCGUUCGCGGGGUUCUCGCCGUAUAGGCGUUAGACAUGUUAAUGUUUCUAUCCGGCU
Molecule: messenger RNA, 1839 nt
Organism: Pelagomonas calceolata
Lineage: Eukaryota; Pelagophyceae; Pelagomonadales; Pelagomonadaceae
Source: the annotation of a GenBank genome assembly